Molecule: messenger RNA, 555 nt
Organism: Symbiodinium necroappetens
Lineage: Eukaryota; Dinophyceae; Suessiales; Symbiodiniaceae
Source: the annotation of a GenBank genome assembly
AUGUCCCGAUAUCGUCCACCAAGACCAAAAAGCUCACCCUAUAUCACCCGCCGCGGCUAUGAAAAACUGUCAGAGGAGCUGACUUUCCUGUGGAAAGUGAAACGACCCGAAGUCACACGCAAAGUCUCAGAAGCCGCGGCACAGGGUGAUCGGUCUGAAAAUGCGGAAUACAUUUACGGCAAAAAACAGUUACGCGAAAUUGACAGCCGAAUUGGUUUUUUAAGCCGCCGGCUGGACGAUCUGACUGUCAUCGAGAACCUGCCACCGGAUCAAUCUCGUGUCUAUUUUGGCGCAUGGGUCACCCUGGAAAGCGAAACCGGAGAAAAACACACCUAUCGCAUUGUCGGCGCGGAUGAGUUUGAUGCGGCACCCGCGUAUAUCAGCGUGGAUGCCCCCUUAGCUCGCGCAUUAAUCGGUAAAGCUGUCGAUGACGAGAUUACCAUUGAACCGCAGCGCAGCAGUGGUCCUGCCAGAAUAUUAACCAAACCCACCGAAGCCACUACGCCGAUCCACUACGCCAUUGUCGAUGUGCAGUAUAAAAAAGAUGAAACCUAG